ACAUAGAUUUGGCAGCCACUACUUUGGUGGCUGAUCCGCAUGCGCAACCAAGGAGGCAUGUGUGUAUGCCGGUAGAAGGCACCAACGCCCAUGCUGUUUGCAGAAGUCGUAUUUAUGCUUGGCCGGUCUUUCGCACAAGAGCGAACGAAAGUCGACAAGGAAGAGGACGCCGUGAUGCGCCCGGCUUCCAGAGAAAGGAGCAAGCUAUUCAGUGGCUUCAAGACACCACUGCAUUGACCAGACUUUCCGGGACUGAUGCAACCCAGGGUUUCUUGCGGAUUUUGGCGUCGCUGCGACGCUUGAACACUGCAGAUGAGGUUGAAGUGCAAACUUGGUGUGCCAUUGGUGGAUUGACAAGCUUAUGCGAAUUAGAAAGCUGUUUGAAGCAGAAUGCCAUCGAGUUAUUUGAGAUUGCCAAAUUCGAAUUGGCAAAAGCACGGGACAAAAACUUGUUGAGGGCGGACUUGUUACGCCCCUGCUUUGCGUCAGUUACAUGUGGGGAUGUUUGGGAACUGCAACGCAAUGGUGACGCAGCUUCAGUUCUUGCAUCUUUAUCCGGCUGCAGUGAAACUACCGCGUCCUCCCUUCUCCGAUUUGGCACGCAGCUCUCCGAGUUGUUUGCUCCCGUGGAGUUUGCGAAACGUGUUGGCCGCCAAGACUGGACGAGGAAUCCGUGCGCGCUGGGCGCAGCGAUGUUGCCUGCGCUUGACGCCGCAGUGCGAGCAGCGCGAGAGCGAGGUCGAGAGCCGGCGGUGGCCAUUUUUGGGGGUUUUGUCAGUGCCGCCCUCGUUGCCCGCUUGGGCUGCCGCGCCAUCAUCGUGGAGCCGAGGCGCAUGCUUCGGGAAUGCUUGCGAGUGGUUUUGGACAGCAAUGGCCUGGGCUUGGUGGAACUUGCCGAAGAGGCUGAGGUCUGCGACAUCUUGGUGUUGGAAGGCUUGGAGGAAGAUGGCCUCUUCGAGUUUGGUCACCUCAGGCGGCUGAGGUCCCACUUGCAGAAGUGCCAAAGAUCUAGCCUGAUGCCAGCUGUGGUGCCGCCUUCUUUGCGCGUUUGGGCCGCCUUGGUCGAUGAAUCAUUACCGCGGAUUCGGGGGUGCAGACUGAGCCGGUUUGAUCGAAUGAGGGGUUUCGACUUGCAGGUUUCGCACAGAUGGCCACGAGGCGCUUGCCACAUCCAACCGCAGCUCCGGUCCCGCCACCAGCAAAUCUUCGAGCUGAAUGUGUCAGGGCAAAGUGACAUGGAAGAGGCCCAUGUGUCCUUCGUGCCGGAACCGAACAUGCCCCUGACAGGAGUCGCUUAUUGGAUAGAGUGGCCGGAUGGCCCACCUGUCUCCAAUCUAGCGGACUCCUGGAUGUGCUGCAUUCAGCCCUUGCCCGUGCGACGUGCCAGUGCCAGUGCUCCAGCUGCACACAUUCGAGCAUGCCUGUCGGACAUCAAGCUUUGGUUUCAGUGGUCAGACGAGUCCAAUGAGCCCAAUACGAUGGUGCCUCCACUGGGCAAGACCAAGUUGCCACCCUGGCACUUUAAGAUGCUGAAUGACCACGAGCGCAACAGGCGCUAUGACCUGGCCAUCUCUCGCGCUGUGGCCAGGGCAAAGGCGAGGUCGCAUCGCAGCUCGAGCCCGUCGGACCCGUCGGACCCGUCGGUCCCGUUGCUCUUGGACUGUGGCUGCGGCGCCGGGCUGCUGUCGCUGCUGGCCCAGCGCUCGGGCGCAGGCGUCACCGCGGUGGAGCUGUCAGCGCCGAUCUCAGACAUCACCCGCGAGACCUUCGAGGACGCUUGCCACGAGUCGUUUUCGCCUAAGCCGCCCUUCCAGCUGAUCACGGGGGACGCCCGGAGCUUGAGGGACCGGCGCCACGAUGUGAUUGUGAGCGAGCUGAUGGAUGCUUCUGGGGUGGGGGAGUCGUUGCUCAGCGUCCUGGAGCACGCGUGCAAGCACCUGGCGUUGCCGGCGGCACAGGUCAUCCCCUGCAGCAUUCGACUGAUCGGGGGCCUGGGCUGGGUCACAUUGCCCUCCUGUCACGGCUUCGGCUUCUCAGCGCUGGAGUCCCUCUACUUCUGCUCCCGCCAGGGUGGCCCUUUCUCUGGUGAGGUCAGCGAUGUCUGCCUUCGCGGCGGAGAGGGAGUGCCCUCCCUGCACACCGGACCAUUCACGUCCCGCAACCUGAACCGCUUGCGGCGUGGGGAGGUCUGGGACCUACUCACCGGAGAGCACCCUUUCCUAGCUGUGCAUAUUAGCAAAGCGCUGCGGGGGGAGUCCCUCUACCCCUGCGCCAACGAGGUGGAGCUGGUCGUGUUGCGUGACGGAGUGAUCAACAGCAUUCUUUGGUGGUGGGAAGUGCAGCUGGAUGAGCACGAGACCUUGUCCAACAGGCCCAAGGCGCUGGGCGGCUAUGCGACGCAUUGGCACCAGCCGCUUCUGCCCCUGGGUCCGGUACCCGUGGUGGCGGGUCAACGGCUUCGGCUCAAGGUUUCCAUUUCGGAUGCCGCGGGCCAAAAGCUGAGCUUCACCCUUGAGCCGGUCCCAGGCGCAUGGAGCGUGCCCCGAUUGCCAGCGGAUCCGCUGACCGACCUGCUGGCAACUUGGAGGACUGCAAUGGACGAGGCCUGUGCAGAGAACUCGGCGCUCACAGCCAAGUUCACCUCACGGGGAGACCUUGCUGGCUUGGCAACGCUUCAACAAGCUGUGCUGGUGCUGUGCUUGAUGCCGCACGCAUUUGGUUGCGAUCCGUUUAUCCGUGACCGGCUGCUUUCCAGCUACUUUGGCGUUGCCUACAAGUGAUUUG
This is a messenger RNA of Effrenium voratum, 2784 nucleotides long. The record is from the annotation of a GenBank genome assembly. Lineage: Eukaryota; Dinophyceae; Suessiales; Symbiodiniaceae.